This is a messenger RNA of Arabidopsis thaliana (thale cress), 634 nucleotides long. Its product is annotated as Plant self-incompatibility protein S1 family. Gene Ontology annotation, cellular component: extracellular region. NCBI's taxonomy places the organism in Eukaryota, Viridiplantae, Streptophyta, Magnoliopsida, Brassicales, Brassicaceae. Bases 12 to 467 code for a protein of 151 amino acids. The transcript has a single exon. The record is from RefSeq and is marked reviewed.
AUCUCAAACUCAUGGCCUCAUUACUCAAAACAGUUAUCUUAGAUCUAAGAAAAAUGAAUCACCUCAUAAUUUUUACGUUAGUUAUUGCCAUUCAUUUUUCGUUCAAUGAAGCUUGCAACACACCAAAUGUUGUAGAAAUUCAUAACCAACUCGCUCCCGGUAAACUUCUCAAGCAUCAUUGUCGUGGUAGUAUUAACGAGCAAGAUAAAGGUGUCCAAUAUUUAAAAGUCAAUCAAAAUUUUACCAUUGUGUUUUCGGAUGUUUCCAACAGAAGAGAAAGGACAGUGUGGACAUGUAUGUUGAACCAUGGGGAUAAAAUGGAGUUUCAUUUUAAUCUUCAAGUAUACAGAGCAGCUGCAACUGAACGAUGUAAUCAGUAUCGCUCAUGGACUGCUAAGCCUGAUGGAAUUUGGUUUAGAAGAGAUCGUAAUAAACCGUCGGGACAUGUACGUAACUGGAUGAGAUAAGCAUAACUAAUGUUUUUUAUUUGUUUCGAUUUUUAUAUACUAAACCUAUGAGUUAAUAAUUUGCUGUUAGAAUAUACAGCAAAAUGUUGAAAGAAGACAUGAGUUCAUUUGAUAUCUUUGUAUGUUGUUUCAAAAUUUUAAAUAAUAAUACCAUAUCUUUAUGAGUG